Molecule: messenger RNA, 1174 nt
Organism: Boeremia exigua
Lineage: Eukaryota; Fungi; Ascomycota; Dothideomycetes; Pleosporales; Didymellaceae
Product: Metallo-dependent phosphatase-like protein
Exons: 1
Coding region: 132-1052 (306 amino acids)
Molecular function (GO): hydrolase activity
Source: RefSeq, a predicted model, not a curated record
UUUCACCGCCAACCCCGGCAUCUCCAUCGAUUGUUUCGAGGCUCACAGCCCCCGUCACCUGAAUCACCACGACAUCAGUACUGCCUAAGGAAGAGUUGCAAUCGACCUUGAACGUUCACUCACAAUCCACAAUGACAACUCCACGCUUUCAAAUUAUAAGCGACCUGCAUCUCGAGACACCCAUUCAAACACCAUCCUACACGUACUUCUCUGCAGCAGCCAACUUUCCUCUGCUAGCACCCAAUCUCCUCCUCCUAGGCGACAUCGGCCUGAUCGCACACAAGCAGCCUCUCCUCGCAUUUCUCCGCUCUCUAUUACAGCGAGACCCGCACCUAAACAUUUUCUACAUCCUCGGCAACCACGAGUCCUACCAAAUGACCCUUGAAAACGCCCUGGCUCAAAUCCAAAACUUUGAAACGACCCUGACCCACGACUUCGGUCCCAGAUUCCACCUCAUGGACCGGCGACGAGUCGACCUGACCCCCUCCCUCACCCUCCUUGGCUGCACCCUCUGGACCCACGUCCCGCCGCACCACGCCCACGACGUCGCCGCCGCGCUGAAGGACUUCGACGACGCGCACGGUGUGUGGGACCGCUCGCUGGACGACCACAACGCAGACCACGCGCGCGAUCUGGCGUGGCUGAAUGCGCAGGUGUCGCGUAUCGAAGAGAGCGAGCCGCAGAGGGAGAUUGUGGUGUUGACGCAUCACAGCCCGACGACGGACGCGAGAGCGAAUAGUGCGCGGUUUCUGCCUGAGAGGGCGUUGAAUUCUGGGUUUCGGACGGAUUUGAGGGGGGAGCGGUGCUGGGAUAGCGUGAGGGUGAAGGUGUGGGCGUUUGGGCAUACGCAUUUUAGCUGUCAGUUCGUGGACACGGGUGAUGUAGAAGGAUCUGGGGAUAGGUUCAGGUCUAGAGACGAAAGGAGAAAGUUGGUUGUGAGCAAUCAGAAGGGUUACGCGUACCCUGAGAGCAAGGGAAACUGGAAGAUAAAACCUGUGAUCAUUGGGAGGGAGGAAGGGGAGUGGAAGGUUGUGAUCGGUGAAGAACAGUAACCUGUGAGCAAGAAGAAAGGGCACGAGGGUUGUGUUAUCGGCAUGAAGUGGAGCGCGAGAGAACCAUCGAGCCUUCAGCUUUUAGACUUGGGAACACGGACUCUCCUUAGGAUAAGCAAGGG